Messenger RNA from Eimeria maxima, 2673 nucleotides. RefSeq lists its product as hypothetical. The transcript has 2 exons. The record is from RefSeq and is a predicted model, not a curated record. NCBI's taxonomy places the organism in Eukaryota, Apicomplexa, Conoidasida, Eucoccidiorida, Eimeriidae. The coding region runs from base 1 to 2673 and encodes 890 amino acids.
AUGCUCGCGCAUAUGUUGCGCUUCCUUCAAGGCAGCAAAGUCAAUAGUACUUGCCGGUCUCCCGGUGACCGUGAGAGUUUGCACCAUGCCCACGACUCCUCCUCCGCCGAUUGUCAGCCAUUCCAGCAUGCAGACGAAAGCAACAGCAAUGCGAAUGUUGCAAAGGACGACGGGAAAAGGAGAGGCAUUUUCGGGUUUCUGAAACUUCACAGCGACUGCCCCAGCAAAGCGGCCUUACGAGCAUGCCCACCAUCGCCUCGUACGAGCUCAGCAGCUGAGACGAAUGCAUACGAUGAACAUGAAGGAGAUACCCGGUGGCAGAGUGCAGAAACUGACGAUCGCAAGCCUAAUGACAGUUGCAGCCCUCCAGAUAGCAGCAACGACAGCAGCACCAGCGGCGCCGGCGCCUGCAGCGAGUUGUAUUGUCCUGCCUGUGGAGAGCUCGGGGGUGCUUUGUUAUGCCACGAGUGUGGCCCUCGGCCUGACAAUACUUUCCUCAGACACUACAGACGUUCUUACCUCUACAAGGCUUUAGAUAUUCUCUUGAGUCUUGCUGAAUUCGUUGGCCGUUCCCUCCUGUGCGUCGGGUCUAUGCUUAGCAAAUACUUGUGCACAGGAGGGGGAAAGUCGGAAGCAAACGAAGAUGCAGGUGUGGGGGGCUUCAAGGCUCGUAGAGCAGCCCCUUCAGGUCUCCAGUUGACAGAAGGAGCAUGCAGAGCUGUCAGACGGAGGCCAGGGAAAGGCACGCAACAGAAAUGCUCGCCAAAUUCGGACAUACAGGGCCCAACAGAUGAGCAGCGACAAAGUGUGCAGCACGACACCACCGAGGCAGCAGGGAAAGAGACUAAUAAGCAGCGACAGCAGGAAGAAUGCAAGGGCAACAAGCUGACGCCACCGCCUCUGCGAGACCCGGGGAGUGUAACGCAUAAGUUUUGGGCUACGGUCAAUUUUCUUGAAGAUUUAUUUGUCAGUUUGUCCCUGAGACAUCCGUUGUCGGGUUGGUUGUCUUGGAGUUUGUUAAGUAUUGGCUUCUAUUGCGUGUUGAAUUGCAUGCUGUGGCCUCUCUUAAUCCUCUUUUUUGUUUAUCGUCGCAUUCGCUUCUACGCGUGGGAAGCGGCUGUACGUUUGCGCCGCUCAAUUGUUUUUUCGGAUGAUCUUCUGGCACAGCUGCAGCGGCAGCAGCAGCAGCAGUUGACCAGUUCAAGAGGUUGGGGAUUGAUACCCCUUCCUGUUCCUCGGGGUGUGGGUUCAAAAGGUGUCGCUCCGAUUGAAAUAUUAUCCUUGAUGGAGAGUCAGGAGAAACUCUUUUUCUCUAUGCCUUGGAUGGCGGUAACGGGCUUCUCUUACUGUGAGAGGCUGAGCUUUCAAGAGUUGUGCAUGGCGAUAACUCAGAAACUCCUGAAACCCAAACAGGAAUUCGCAUGUUUGGCAAAUUGCACUGGUGGAUCUGAUUUUCUUGAUCAGCUGCCAGUUUCUGCAUUUCUGCACCCUCGACUCCUCGCUAGGGUGCAGCGCGUCAUGGGCCGGUACUGCUGGGUUCGGCAGCCGGGCUUUAAGGUAUCUCAGCAGGUAAUUAAAUUCACGAAAAAGGGAAUAAAUGUGCUGCGUAAGCAGCGGUGUGCUGCUAAGGGUGAACCAGAAGAAGGAUCAAAGAGCGGAGAAGAGAAUUCAUGCUUUUGCAGGUCUGCAGCAGAGUGCAACUGCUUAAUGGAUGAGGCAGAUGUACUGUGUUUGGUUAACGAGGCAUUAUCUCAGCCCCUUGAUCCAAUGAAACCUUUAUGGCAGUUUCUUUACCUUGAAAAUGUCAUUAUGCCUCCGAAUCCAGCGGAGAAUCCAUUGCAGAAGGAACGUAUAGGAAGCGCUGUAGUGUUCCGCAUGCAUCAUGCAGUAGGAGAUGGUAUAUCUAUAACAAGGAUGUUCCUUAAAGAUUUCUUGUGUUCAUCACCAGCAAAUCCAGGCUGUAGUAUUAAUGACAGGCCUUUCUAUCCAAUUGAUGCAACAGAGGAGAGUUUCUUACAAGAUAAGACUACCUCUGGUGGUGACGGUGUAGAGGGGGCUGCCUCCUCUCUUAGUCGUGCCUCCAUCUCUAACCAGCCAGUAUCUGCAACUCAUAAGUGCGAAGAAGGAACUCCUGUUAGCGCCGCCAGCACCAGCACAAUGUGGACAGUUUCGGGGCUUUCUUUGAAGGCAUGCGUAGAUGGAUGUGAUGCGACUACAGAAAAAUGCAUGCAGCGUUCGUCACAGGCAGUUGGGGGGGCCCCUACUAACGGAGGACCUGUAACUGUAGCUGCUGCAGCACAGGUUGGUGCUGCACAGAAGCCUCCUGUAUCUAUAUGCUCUAUUCCUAAUACUGUCUUCUGGAGGCUCUUUGUUGCACUACGAUUUGCCCUACAAUUACCCUUCUAUGGAGCAGGUAUGGCUAUGCUGCUGAGCUACGAUGAGCUGCUCAAGGCACCAAGGAGCGGCAGCGCAAAUAGGACAAGAAUUGCCCCCCCUAUUUGUCUUUCUUUACAAGAACUUAAGGACCUUAAGACGAGGCUUAUUGUUGCUCUAGCUAAGCAGCAGCAACAGCAACAGCAGCAACAACAGGAACAACAGCAUGAUGCGCGGGGUCCACGGAGCACUAAGACGCUCCCUAAGAAGUUUUGCCCUCCCUAUGGUGAUGUGCCUUGA